Molecule: messenger RNA, 1065 nt
Organism: Seriola dumerili (greater amberjack)
Lineage: Eukaryota; Metazoa; Chordata; Actinopteri; Carangiformes; Carangidae
Gene: nkx2.4b
Product: NK2 homeobox 4
Exons: 3
Coding region: 1-1065 (354 amino acids)
Biological process (GO): cell differentiation; regulation of transcription by RNA polymerase II
Cellular component (GO): nucleus
Molecular function (GO): DNA-binding transcription factor activity, RNA polymerase II-specific; RNA polymerase II cis-regulatory region sequence-specific DNA binding
Source: RefSeq, a predicted model, not a curated record
AUGUCCUUGAGCCCAAAGCACUCCACUCCCUUCUCAGUCACAGACAUUUUGAGCCCGAUGGAGGACAGCUACCGGAGGUUUGGAGGUAUGGAUCCCGCCGCGGGGAGCCUCGGGUCCCCGCUGGGCGCCUACCGGCAGCAGCAGGUCUCUCAGCCCGGUAUGCAGCAUCACUCUUCCUCAGCCUCGGCCACCGCAGCAGCCGCCGCACUGGGACCCGGCGGGCCCUACCAUGUGCCCCACGGGGUGCCACAGUUCUCCGGGGCCGUCGGCGGGUUCUGCAACGGCGGCAUCGGGAACGUUGGAGACCUGCCGUCCUACCAGGAGACGGUGAGGAGCGGAGGAGCUGCGGCGGCGUGGUACAGCAACCCGGAGCCCAGAUACCCGACAAUUUCCAGAUUCAUGGGCCCCUCCGCCGGGAUGAACAUGUCCGGGAUGGUGGGCAGUCUGGCCGGGAUGGACUCCACCGCCAAGUCCAUGGUGACGCUGCACGCGGCACCGCGCAGGAAGCGGCGGGUGCUCUUCUCUCAGGCGCAGGUGUACGAGCUGGAGCGGCGCUUCAAGCAGCAAAAAUACCUGUCUGCCCCGGAGCGGGAGCACCUGGCCGGACUGAUCCACCUCACCCCGAACCAGGUGAAGAUCUGGUUCCAGAACCACCGCUACAAACUGAAGCGGCAGGCCAAGGACAAGGCCGCGCAGCAGCUGCAGCAGGACGGAAGCGGAGGGGGAGGCGGCCUGUGCGCAACGAACCGCCGCUCCUCCUCCGUGUCCCCGGUCCUCUCCAAGAACGGUAAGAGCUGCCGGUCCGACUCCGACGGCUCCAACCAGGCCGGGAACCGACAGCGCAGUUCGGGGGAGGCCAUGACGGCGACCCCGCAGCAGCAGCAGCAGCAGCAGCAGCAGCAGCAGGUGAACCAACUGUCCUCUACGGACGACCUGGAGGAUUUGUCUCCUAGUCCGCCGAUGGGACUGCACGGUCAGAUCAACAUGACGCAAACGGACGCGGCGCUCAUCGAGUACACCAACAGCAUGAUCGGCUCCAAUUUACUGUACGGGAGGACUUGGUAG